CGGAAGGAGAGUUUUGCUUGGAAGUAGCUUGCAGAAACUUGGCACCAAGGGGCAGGGGAGCAAGAGAGACUCAUUGUGCUCGAGAAGGCCGAGUGUGGAAUUUGCAAACACAUGUGGGACAUACAAGCCUGGGAUGCAGAGGUUAAGCUCAUCACAGUAAUGGCUGCGGCCUUACCCAGGACCCUGGGGGAGUUGCAGCUGUAUAGAAUAUUACAAAAAGCCAAUCUGCUUUCUUAUUUUGAUGCCUUUAUCCAGCAAGGUGGUGACGAUGUCCAGCAACUCUGUGAAGCUGGAGAAGAGGAAUUCUUGGAAAUCAUGGCCCUCGUGGGCAUGGCUAGCAAGCCCCUUCAUGUGAGAAGGCUUCAGAAAGCUUUGAGAGACUGGGUUACAAACCCUGGCCUUUUCAAUCAGCCGCUGACUUCUCUGCCAGUCAGUAGCAUUCCCAUCUAUAAAUUACCAGAGGGAUCACCAACCUGGCUGGGAAUAUCCUGCAGCAGUUAUGAAAGAAAUAGCAGUGCCCGGGAACCUCAUUUAAAAAUCCCCAAGUGUGCUGCCACCACCUGUGUGCAGAGUCUGGGACAGGGGAAAUCAGAUGUGGGGAGCUUAGCGCUACAGGGUAUUGGUGAAUCCAGACUCUGGCAAGGCCACCAUGCCACUGAAAGUGAGCACAGCCUUUCCCCAGCAGACCUUGGCUCCCCAGCAUCCCCAAAGGAAAGCAGUGAGGCACUGGAUGCUGCCGCAGCACUCUCUGUAGCUGAGUGUGUGGAGCGAAUGGCCCCCACACUGCCGAAAAGUGACUUGAAUGAAGUGAAAGAGCUGCUAAAAACCAACAAGAAGUUGGCCAAAAUGAUAGGUCAUAUCUUUGAGAUGAGCGAUGAUGACCCACACAAAGAGGAGGAAAUUCGAAAAUACAGUGCAAUAUAUGGAAGAUUUGACUCAAAAAGAAAGGAUGGGAAACAUCUCACGCUUCAUGAGCUCACUGUUAAUGAAGCUGCCGCUCAACUCUGUGUGAAGGAUAAUGCCCUGCUGACAAGAAGAGAUGAACUUUUUGCCCUGGCUAGGCAGAUUUCUCGAGAAGUCACCUAUAAAUAUACUUACAGAACCACCAAGUCAAAAUGUGGAGAAAGAGAUGAAUUAUCCCCGAAGAGAAUUAAAGUGGAGGAUGGGUUUCCAGAUUUUCAGGACUCUGUGCAAACUCUCUUCCAGCAGGCUAAAGCUAAGAGUGAAGAACUCGCUGCUCUUAGUGCUCAGCAGCCUGAAAAGGUGAUGGCAAAGCAGAUGGAGUUCCUUUGCACCCAAACUGGUUAUGAGAGACUGCAGCAUACUGAAAGAAGACUGUCUGCAGGACUUUACAGGCAGAGCUCGGAAGAGCACAGCCCUAAUGGCUUGACUUCUGAUAACUCUGAUGGUCAAGGAGAAAGACCUUUGAAUCUCCGAAUGUCUAACUUACAGAACAGACAACCCCAUCAUUUUGUGGUAGAUGGGGAGCUGAAUAGACUGUACUCCAGUGAGGCAAAGUCCCACUCAUCAGAGAGCCUUGGCAUUUUAAAAGACUACCCUCACUCAGCUUUUACUUUGGAAAAGAAAGUCAUCAAAACAGAGCCUGAAGAUUCAAGAUAGCUGUUAUUCGCCCACUAUUCUCUGGAAAUGGCAUCAGAUUUAAGGAUAAUGCUCCAUCAUAGAUAUAAGCCUUAAUAACCAAUGUUGCCUCAUUCAGCUCAAACAGAUUUCAUAGCCAAAGCGUAAGGACUGAUACAAUAGUCUGUGGAAACCAGGAAAACAAAACAGCAGCCACAAAAUAGAAGAGUGAGAGAUUGUUGCAAUCUAUAACAGAAAUAUUGAUCCAUUCACAUUCCUGUGUAAAUCGUUCCAUGUGGAAAGGCUUACAAAUUAAUAUUGUAAGCAUUCAUUAUUUAAGAAUGUACAAUGUAUUUGUGUAAUUUAUAGAAGUUAAAAGCUCGAUGUUGAGACCUGUUUGGUCCAGACGCAGAUACAAUUUAUUUUACUUGAAAUUUUGUUGUCUACUUACCUGUAUUUAGCGUGAAUAUACGUCAGCGUUUAGAAUCUUUGCAGUCAUAAAAAAGAAAGUUUAAGUAAUGUAGUUAUCGGCAAGGUUGCAAUGACUGGAAAAAUGAAUAGCAAAUAACUCAAUUUAUACCAAGGAAAAUGUGGAUUUGAUAUUUGAUAAAACUGAAUUUAUAGGAAAUGUGUCCUUUCUAAUAGUAAAAUGUUUUACUGACUUAAUCAGUGAAGACAUUUACACAAUUAAAUAGUGGAGUAAAGUUAAAAAGAAUGAGCAAUAGAGCAGAAAAUCUCUGCUGCUGUUGAUAUGGGUUGUUGUAGGAUAGCUCCGCAAAAGUAACAAAACAAGGAAAAUAUUACGUGGACAGAGAACUUGAAACAAAUGGAUUGAUGUGUAAAAGUUUUGACUUUAACAUUGCUACUUCAGAAUGUGUUAAAUAGGUUAAGACAUAGUAAGUUUACCCUAAAUGUGAUAAGGAUGGUGACUGUUAAAAAAGGCUAUAAUAUUUAAUAGAGUAAGAACCGUUUUAUAUCCAGAAAUUCCUCUCCACGUACUGGAGUCAGAGAGACUAAAUAGUUCUCCCUGGGGAAUAUCUUCCCACCUGAACCAUCACAAGUGUGGACAAUCACUACAUCCACAUUUGUAGGCAUAUUUCUGUGGCGGUUUAGUUCACACCUGUAGUCAUUAUUUAUUUUACAAUUUAAUUUUUGUACACCUUCCAGAUUUGUGAAUGCAGGUUUUUUUUUUUUUUGGAAUUCAUGUUAACUUGAAAGUAUGUUUUUAAUUCCCCCUAUUUAAUCAUAGGCUGCGUGCAUAUAAAUGAGGGUGUGCAUAAAUGUUAGUAAUGUACUUGUUUACAAGAAUUUUACAUGGGAAUUCACAGUGGGGAAAAAAAAGCAAAUACUACUUCUGUCAACAUACAUUUCUGCUGUUGGAGAAGAUAUUUGAGACCUUUACCUACUUUUCUCCAGAUUAAUUUAAACCCAGAUAUUGCCAAGAACAGCAUAUUGACUUGGAAAAUGAGGGGGGUUUUUUGUUUGUGUUCAGUUCUGCUCUAGUUUAUAACUGUAAAAAUAUUAAGUCAAACCUAUUAUACUACAAUUCAUCAGCCAAAUACUAGAUGAAAUGUCUGCACUGUAGUCUCUGAUCACUGUCACUUAUAUAAUUGCUUUUUCAUUUUGAUUUGUAGAAUAGCUUUACAGUAGAAACAUCAGUAAACAACUUUUAUACUAUUAAAAGGCUUUUCCCCUUCCUAAAUUAAAUGUUUUAAUUGUAUUAUAGUGUUUUGCCCACUGAAGAAGCUUUUUAUGGACCUUGCAACGUUGUUGCUUGUUUGAGGUUGUUUAUUGUGGUUGUUUUGUUCACUGUGUGUAGAAAUAGUAUGAGUACGAUUUAAAUAGAUUGUUCAGUUUUUAAUAUUAGCCAUAGAACUGGUUAGUAUAUCAGUAGUUUCAUGAAACGUUUCUUGUAUUCUAAUCUAUUUUGAGAAAUUUUGUGGGUUUUUUUAAAUUGUGUCUUACAGUUCAAGUUUGUAGAUUUUAAGAAGCAACAGUUUUUAAAGAUAUGGUAAUCUGCCAAUUAAUAUUUAUCCAUCUUUCAUGACCCCACAAACUGCAUCUUUAAAUCCAUAAAUAAGUUUCCUUAGGUAUCAUACUUUUCUGGUCUUUCAAACUUAGUGAUGGGGGAAAGAAAGCACAAGAAAAAUUUCAGUAGAAUACAGUUUUUAUUUUGUAAACACUAAUGUAUUAAACUUGCUAUACAUUGAAGCAAAUAAUAUAUAUUUUUAUUUGAAUUGUAUAUAUGAUUGGAUGUUAUAACUAGUUGAUUUUUUUCAUUGUGUUAGAGGUAUUUUCACUGAACAAGGUCAAUUGGUUACCUCAGUAUUACAGCCAAUAUAGUCCAAGGGACCAUUUUCCCCAAGUCUGUGUUGUACUUUAUUAUGUGAAGUCUGCGUUUCUGUGACUCUUUAAGCUGUUGGUGAGGUGGGACGAGUACACUUGCUUUCUGUGGCAAUAAAAGAUUUUCUGUGCCUCACA
Messenger RNA from Talpa occidentalis (Iberian mole), 4059 nucleotides. RefSeq names its product NGFI-A binding protein 1 (gene NAB1). Bases 112 to 1620 code for a protein of 502 amino acids. Gene Ontology annotation, molecular function: transcription factor binding; transcription coregulator activity. The record is from RefSeq and is a predicted model, not a curated record. Lineage: Eukaryota; Metazoa; Chordata; Mammalia; Eulipotyphla; Talpidae. Gene Ontology annotation, cellular component: nucleus. Gene Ontology annotation, biological process: negative regulation of DNA-templated transcription. The transcript has 8 exons.